Molecule: messenger RNA, 540 nt
Organism: Phanerochaete carnosa HHB-10118-sp
Lineage: Eukaryota; Fungi; Basidiomycota; Agaricomycetes; Polyporales; Phanerochaetaceae
Exons: 5
Coding region: 1-540 (179 amino acids)
Source: RefSeq, a predicted model, not a curated record
AUGUUCCGUGCUGCACUUGCAUCUUCUUCGCGUGCAACUCUCGCCUCGUCCUUCAGGACGUUCCACACAACGCCGUUCGCCGCAGAGUCGGUGACAGACAAGGCCAAGAAGGUUGCACAUGAUGUCAACAUCAAGGUCGGCAAGAAGCUAGCCGGUGCGAUCGAGACGGGCGAGCAAGUAACAGAGGCAACCAAGGAGACGAUCGCUAACUGCGGCAUAGGUGCCGGAAGCGUUAAGGAGGCGGCAGACAAAGUCAACAAGCAAGCCGGCCGUGGACUUGCCUCUACCAUUGAGAAGGGCGAGGACGUGACCGAGAAGACCAAGGAAACCCUGGGUAAGCCUGAGUGGUCACCAUCGUACGUUACACUGCAUGGUGCAGGUACGGCAUCUGCACAGACUAAACAGACCGCCGCGAGGACUGCCCAAGAGACGGAGGAGACGGCGAAUGUCGCGAAGCACAAAGCAAAUCAAACUGCUGCCGGUGCCCGGGAGGGCAAGGAGGAUUUCAAAGCGGACGUGCAGAAAGAGCUACGAAAGUAG